Molecule: messenger RNA, 2200 nt
Organism: Bombus impatiens (common eastern bumble bee)
Lineage: Eukaryota; Metazoa; Arthropoda; Insecta; Hymenoptera; Apidae
Gene: ninaG
Product: neither inactivation nor afterpotential protein G
Exons: 9
Coding region: 276-1703 (475 amino acids)
Molecular function (GO): flavin adenine dinucleotide binding; oxidoreductase activity, acting on CH-OH group of donors
Source: RefSeq, a predicted model, not a curated record
CGGUGACUGCGAUACCGUUCGAGUUUUAACUUUUAUCCGAAGGAAGCGGGUACACGGAAUGUAACUAAUUAAUCUCUUGAUCCGGGCUUUUAAUCGAUCGAUGUAGAUGCAUGAUCGACGUGAAUUGACUUUAACGUGUAACUGAAGUUGGUGCUGGUACAGCAGGAUGCGUGCUGGCGUCACGGCUUUCCGAAAUUUCGAACGUGUCGGUUUUGUUGGUCGAAGCAGGAGGACACUUCGGAUGGAUAUCGUCCGUUCCAAUUUUGGCACCAAUUAUGCAAAAGACUGACGUCGACUGGUCCUAUUCCACGGAACCGCAAAGGUUCUCUUCCAAAGGAUUUUGGAAUCACAUACAAAAGAUACCAAGAGGUAAAGGGUUGGGCGGCAGCGGCCAGAUAAAUCACUUGGUUCACUCCUUCGGAAAGCCGGAAGAUUACAAAGCCUGGCCGAGAGGAUGGUCACACGCCGAUUUACUUCCGUACUUUAAAAAGGUGUCCGAUAUCAUGAACGUAAUGUCCAGCCCGGAGGAAGAAUAUCUGGCGCAAGCUUUUCUCAUGGCGGAAGAAUCGUUGAAGUUGAAUAAUGUGACUCUUCAAAAGGGGAUGUACACGACGAAAAGAGGUUCCCGUUGGAGCACGUUUAACGCGCAUUUGCAAAAUGCCUGGAAUAGAAAGAACUUGCAUAUUUUGAUAAACACGUUGGUUUCCAAAGUACUUUUCAAAGAGAAUUUGAACGCAGAUGGGAUCAAGGUGAUUUACAAAGAUGGAUCGGUGGGAAAUAUCGCUGCGAGAAAAGAGGUGAUCCUUUGUGCUGGUGUUAUCAAUAGCCCUCAAUUGCUUUUGCUUUCGGGAAUCGGGUCAGCCGAAGAGCUUGACAAAUUUCAGAUACCAGUGGUGAGCAAUGUUCCGGAAGUGGGCAAAAAUCUGUUUGACCAUCUUCUUCUUCCGCUCUAUGUUAAUCUACAGGCAAGAGUAAGCAUAACUCUGUACAAGUUACAAACGCUUCCUGAGGUACUAAAUUAUUUCGUCUUUGGAAGAGGAUGGUACGCGACUAAUGGUAUAAUGGCGAUGGGUCGUGCCAAUGAUAGCGGAGUUAUGCUUUUUGGUAUGGGUUCAACCGAUGAAAAAAUAUUAAGGAGUUUGUCUAAUUACAAAAUAGAGCAUUACAAGUCGAUGUAUCCAUCCUACGACAACAACAGUCGCGAAGGAUUCCUAUUUCUAUCCUACUGUUUACAACCAAAAAGUCGUGGUAGCAUUUCACUGAGGUCUAACAAUAUUCGCCAUCAUCCAAAAAUCGAUCCUGCUUACCUUCAGCACUACGACGACGUUCUAUGCACUUACGGAGCGAUAAACUUCGCUCUUCAGACGCUCGAGACGCCCAAGUUUCGUGAGUAUGGCGCGAACGUUCAUCAUCCUGAUUUAGAAGAGUGUCGACAUUUGCCACAAGACUACCGGGAUAUCGAAUACACGGAAUGCGUGCUGAGAGUCGGUGCUCUCACCAGUUAUCACGUGUGUGGCUCCUGCAGGAUGGGCACCGAUGAUCGUGCAGUCGUCGAUGAGAAAUUACGAGUGAGAGGUGUCAAAAGACUGAGAAUAGUCGAUGCCAGUAUAUUACCGUCUCCCAUUUCCGGUAAUCCAAAUUCCGUCGUAAUUGCCAUUGCGGAACGAGCAAGCGAUUUAAUUCUCGGUCGCACAUUCAAUUAGUAAAAUGUAUUUAUUCUACUGCGUUAAAAUAACAAAUAAAUAUAUCAUCCGUAAGAAUAAGUCGAAUGCGAUUAAUUAAAGCCUGAACUUAUACCUUACGAUAUAUAGAAUAUUAUUUUGUUAUUCUUACAGUAUAUAACGAUAUAGUAUAUUAUUGUACAUAUUAUCAAUGCUUUCAAUUGUCGAUUUAUACAAACUUUAUAUUAUGUAUAUAAAGUUUGAAGAAUAUUAUCGAAGGAGAUACAAAGUAACAAUCAAGUGGGAAAAGGACAGGGGAAGAAAAGAUGCCUGGUCAGAUUUUUUGUAAUUUAUAAUUAAUGUUUUCUUGUUUCACAGUAAUUAAACAGUUAUUAAUAGUCUAAUUAAAUUUCGAUUAAUUUUUAUACAAACAAAAAAGAGGAUGAGUUACACUCAACUCGGCGUAGCACAAACCCCUGCCACCCUGUUCGCGCUCGGAGAAAAAAGAAAAAUAAAAAGAAAAAUGUAUCGUAACGCCA